Molecule: messenger RNA, 10913 nt
Organism: Sus scrofa (pig)
Lineage: Eukaryota; Metazoa; Chordata; Mammalia; Artiodactyla; Suidae
Source: RefSeq, a predicted model, not a curated record
CGGCGCCCCGGGCCCGGACCCCGGCACUCGGGCCGCGCGGCGCACCGGCCGGCGGGCGCCGGAGGCGCGGUCCCCGCAGCUUGAGAGCAGCCCUCCCGGCGAGCGGGGGGCGUGGACCCUCUCCAGGCGCGCCCGCCCUCCCCGCCUCGCCCGGCGACCGCCCGACCGUGCGGCCCGGCCCGCGGCGCGCUGGAUGCGGCGGAGCCCUGGCGAGCGGCGCGGCGGCCGCGGCCCCGGGCGACAUGUACCUGCUGGACGGCAGCGGCGAACCCGCGUCUCCGCCUGCGGACGCGAUGCAGCGCGGGACGCCCCCCAGGAAGACAGUCUACCGCAUCUCCGUGACCAUGGUCAGGAAGGAGCAGCUGGGCGCUCCGGGCCCCGGCGGCCCCGGCCCGCGCCCGGCUCGGAGGCCCCGGCCCGCGCGCUCCCCGGACGCACCCGGGCGGCUCCUGGAGGAGGCGGAGGCGGCAGCGGGCGCUGAGGAUCUGGAGGGCCGCCGGCCGCGCGCCUGGGACUUCCGCACCUUCCGCACCCGCAGCACCGGGCAGCUGGAGCUCGGGCGGCUCCGGCCGUGCGCACGCGACCCGGAGCCCGCGGAUCUGGCCGGCAGCCCCCCGACGGUGGAGGAGGCGCCUGGCUCGCCCGCGCCCGGUAGCCCGGACGUGGAGGGGGCCCGGGCCGCACCCCUGCGGCGGAGCCUCAGCUUCAGGCACUGGAGUGGGCCCGAGGCGCCGCAGGGCCCGGCCCUGGGCCGCGGGAGGCGCCACAGCAGCUCCGGGAGCCUGGCCUGGGCGCCGGGUGGCGAGGCUGUGGCCGACCCCGAGGCCGCCCUGGAGCCCGCGGCCUCCGCGCAGCCCUCCUCGGAGAAGCGCAACACCCUGGACGUGGGCGAGGUGCUCAGCAAGAACGAUGCGCUCUCGGACCUGGAGCGCUGGGAGCGCAGCAAGAGCAAGAACCGCACGCUGGACAACAGCGACUUGCAGCGGCUGGAGCGCGCGCGGGCGGCGGCCGCGGGCCCCGGCGCCGCGUCGGAGCACCGACUGCUGCGCUUCUUUAGCGGCAUUUUCGCGCGCAGGGACGGCGCGCCCGGCGGCGGUCCUUCCCCGCGGAGCGGCGCCUCCAGGCCGCGCGGCUACUUCAGCAGCCUGCGGCGAGCCCCGGCCGACACGCACUCGUCUAGCGCCGAGAGCAUCGACGGGUCGCCGCGCAGAGACGCCUUUGUGAACAGCCAGGAAUGGACGUUAAGUCGAUCCGUCCCGGAGCUCAAAGUGGGGAUUGUGGGUAACUUGGCCAGCGGCAAGUCGGCCCUGGUGCACCGGUACCUGACCGGCACAUACGUCCAGGAAGAAUCGCCCGAAGAUAUGGAUGCAGGUGGCAGAUUCAAGAAGGAGAUCGUUGUGGACGGCCAGAGCUACCUGCUGCUGAUCAGAGAUGAAGGGGGCCCCCCAGAGGCACAGUUUGCCAUGUGGGUGGACGCUGUCAUAUUUGUCUUCAGCUUGGAGGACGAGAUAAGCUUCCAGACCGUCUACCACUACUACAGCCGGAUGGCCAACUACCGCAGCACGAGCGAGAUCCCUCUGGUCCUCGUGGGGACCCAGGAUGCCAUAAGCUCCACCAACCCGCGGGUCAUCGACGACGCCAGGGCGCGGAAGCUCUCCAGCGACCUGAAGAGGUGCACGUACUACGAGACGUGCGCCACCUACGGGCUGAACGUGGAGAGGGUCUUCCAGGACGUUGCCCAGAAGAUUGUUGCCACAAGGAAGAAGCAGCAGCUGUCCAUAGGACCUUGCAAGUCGCUCCCCAACUCCCCAAGCCACUCGUCCGUCUGUUCCGCACAGGUGUCUGCCGUACACAUCAGCCAGACAAGCAAUGGCGGUGGGAGCCUGAGCGACUAUUCCUCCUCCGUCCCGUCCACGCCGAGCACCAGCCAGAAGGAGCUGCGCAUCGACGUCCCGCCCACGGCCAACACGCCCACGCCCGUCCGCAAGCAGUCCAAGCGCCGCUCCAACCUCUUCACCUCUCGGAAAGGGAGUGACCCAGACAAAGAGAAGAAAGGCCUGGAGAGUCGGGCAGACAGCAUCGGGAGCGGCCGAGCCAUCCCAAUUAAACAGGGCAUGCUGCUGAAGCGAAGUGGCAAAUCAUUGAACAAAGAAUGGAAAAAGAAAUACGUCACCCUGUGUGACAACGGCGUGCUGACCUACCAUCCAAGUUUACACGACUACAUGCAGAACGUUCAUGGCAAAGAGAUCGAUCUUCUGAGAACCACUGUGAAAGUGCCAGGCAAGAGGCCCCCCCGAGCCACGUCCGCCUGCGCGCCCAUCUCCAGCCCCAAAACCAACGGCCUGGCCAAGGACAUGAGCAGCUUGCACGUCUCACCAAAUUCAGGGAAUGUCACUAGCGCGCCUGGGUCUCAGAUGGCGAGCGGCGUCAGCCUGGGCUCCUUGAGCGGCCGACCGGACGGCGUGCAGCAGCGCUCCUACUCUGUCUCCAGUGCCGACCAGUGGAGUGAGGCUACGGUCAUUGCAAACUCGGCCAUCAGCAGUGACACGGGGCUGGGCGACUCCGUGUGCUCCAGCCCCAGCAUCUCCAGCACCACCAGCCCCAAGCUCGACCCGCCCCCCUCCCCCCACGCCAACAGAAAGAAGCAUCGCAGGAAGAAAAGCACCAGCAACUUCAAAGCCGACGGCCUCUCCGGCACUGCUGACGCCAAACGCAAAGCAUGGAAACUAAACCGUGUUGGUAGCCUGCGAAAUAUUUACAGCAGCAGCAGCACCAACACCGAAGAACAAGAAGAAAACUUUGAGUUUAUCAUUGUGUCCCUCACUGGCCAGACGUGGCACUUUGAAGCCACCACAUAUGAGGAGCGGGACGCGUGGGUCCAGGCCAUCGAGAGCCAGAUUCUCGCCAGCUUACAGUCGUGCGAGAGCAGCAAGAAUAAGUCCCGACUGACCAGCCAGAGCGAGGCCAUGGCCUUGCAGUCGAUACGGAACAUCCGCGGGAAUUCCCACUGUGUGGACUGCGAGACCCAGAACCCCAACUGGGCCAGUUUGAACUUGGGAGCCCUCAUGUGCAUCGAGUGCUCAGGGAUCCACCGGAAUCUCGGCACCCACCUUUCUCGAGUCCGAUCUCUGGACCUCGACGACUGGCCCAUCGAGCUCAUCAAGGUGAUGUCGUCCAUCGGGAACGAGCUGGCCAACAGUGUCUGGGAGGAGAGCAGCCAGGGGCGGCCCAAGCCCUCGCUGGACUCCACGAGGGAAGAGAAGGAGCGGUGGAUCCGGGCCAAGUACGAGCAGAAGCUCUUCCUGGCCCCGCUGCCCUGCACGGAGCUGUCCCUGGGCCAGCACCUGCUGCGGGCCACCGCCGACGAGGACCUGCGGACAGUCAUCUUGCUGCUGGCGCACGGCUCCCGGGACGAGGUGAACGAGACGUGCGGGGAAGGGGACGGCCGCACGGCGCUGCACCUGGCCUGCCGGAAGGGCAACGUGGUCCUGGCCCAGCUCCUCAUCUGGUACGGGGUGGACGUGAUGGCCCGCGACGCGCACGGGAACACGGCGCUGGCCUACGCGCGGCAGGCCUCCAGCCAGGAGUGCAUCGACGUCCUGCUGCAGUACGGCUGCCCCGACGAACGCUUCGUGCUCAUGGCCACCCCCAACCUGUCCAGGAAGAACAACAACCGGGGCAACAGCGGCGGGAGGGUCCCCACCAUCAUCUGAGGACCCGCGGCCUCCCCCCCGCCCCCCGCGGCCUCGGGAGUCACCGCACGUGAGUCCCGACGCGUCCCCUGGCUCCUCCCGGCGGACCCCCGCCACCCCCCCACCCCCACCCCCCACCCCCAGCGACAUCACAAACCCCGGACGCUCCUGGGGGGCGCGGAGGCGGAGGCGGAGGCCCCGAGGCAGCAGCAUGGAUUCCUUUGCAUAAACUCCCCUGCCGGACAGACAGGAGCGGCCGGCGGGCCUGGGUUCGUUGAUUGCAGCACACGGCGCCGGACCCCGGUCCCUCCGGUGACCGGGAGACGGAGCAGGGCACAAGGGACUCGGGGACGAGGGGGGGAGGGGAGGGGAGGCGAGCAGCCGGGAGAAGGGGCAACUCCCCUUAACUGGCAGUUAAGCACAUCAGUACAUUGCACCUCUACCGAACGGAACACUGGGAUUCCAUCUCUUCUCCAAGGAGCUUGACGGCAUAAAUCAGAAGCAAGCAGAGUUUGUCAGGUUUGAAGCCCCUAUGAUGGUAUGUGUCAAAUCAGUUGUAGCUAAUUUGUCCAGGGAGAGUACUGGCUUCAUUACUCUCGUGUAGUCGAGUUCUUCCAGCAUCACCGCCGUUUAAUAGAACAUGAUUAGUCAUCACCGAGAAGAAAGCGUAUUAGCUGAGGAGGUAGUUACCCAGCACGCUCUGAUGAUUGCCACGAUGUGAUUGCAAUACUCUUAGAAGCAUCGUAUUAUCCCAGACAUGUUCUUUCGGGCCCUUGGAGCUCUCCUUACUAAAUUCACUGUCAUAAUUUAGUAUCUGUUUAAUUUUUCAGUCCAAAGAGAGGAAAUCAGUUGCUGAGUAUUAUUUGACUGCAGCCUCCUUGGUGCAAAAACAGAAUGGAAAAAAUAAAUAAGAGUGACUUGGAAUCUCACAAGGAAAGCACGAAUUCCGCUAACGACCACAUUGCGAGCACACUGAGCACUCAAAGUCCAUGCGUAAAAAGCUCUUUCUCCCCCCCCCAAAAAAAAACCCCCCACGGCGUGUGUCAUGGGCCUCCGUCACUCCCGGGCCACGUCACCCCAGUCACACAGGCUCCUGUAUUAUGUCUUUAGAUGAGAUGUGUGAAAAUCUAUUUGAAUAAAAGAAGUUCAUAAAUAUGCAUUGAUUUUUGUACAGACAAAUGGCACCUCUGUUAAUUUAUAAAUUGAACUAGAUGUGAACUAAUAAUAUGCAACUGGUUGAGAUAAGAGGGUUACAGAUCAUUGUACAUGCGAAAUAGCGCCCGCAGUAAACACUUCCAUUAAUGUGAUGUACAGCUUUUAAGAAGGAGCAUAUCAGGAUACCGUGGUGGUACAAUUUGCUUAUUAAAAUCAUGAAAAAUUAAAAAGACUCCGAAGCAUAUUCGAGAGGGAAGGGGGCAUGUGAUGCCUCAUUAUUGAAAAAAAAGCACGAUUUAGAACUGACACGACUUUGGCCAACACUGAGGAAGGGGCCGUGACAAGGCAGGGGUUGACUUUGCAAAUUCCAGACCCAAGCGCUUCGCGAAGGUCCAUCUUGACCGCCGCUGCCGAGCUGGGGGCAGAGACCGGCUUGUGAGACUCCCUAAUCAGACUCCCCACCACCACACCCCCGCCCCCGGGGCCAGGCCCUUCUGUUUCGGGAGGUCGCCCGAUUUGCCGUCACCCCGGUUUCUGGCUGCUUCAGACUUUGGCCACCUUCAGCGUCAUGGCCAAACAUAGGAAACCAGAUUGUGACACCUGAGGUUAAAAAGAACAGGGGCAACUGUGCCUUGAGCCCUUGGGCAGCAUGACGGGGGUGGCGGCGGUGGCAGGGGUGUCACCAUGAAGGACAGCACAGAAACGUAGGGCCCCCUUCACCCUGCUGCCUCCGGGAAAGUUCCUGGCUCUCAUAUAUUAAACCUUCUAUUUUGUAAGAAUUUUUCCUCUUCUUUCGCUUUUUAAAGAAAUUUUAAAUUAAAAUAGAUGGGGGGAAAAAAAUAAAGCUUUACACACUUUCUCUGUGGGUCAGUGUUUCAUGGGCAUUUCUAACCUUAACGCAGCUCAGUGGAACGCGGCAGUUCCCGGGGCAACAGGGCGCGGGAGCCACAAGCCUGGGAGCCUCAACCGCAGGUCCGUAAUCCCUCCGCCCGGUUUUUAAUUCUGUGUUUCAGCACUGUGUGGUUAUUUUCAAUGUGAAUAGGAAAAAAAAAAAAAGUCCUUCCUAUUUUUGAAGAACGCAUCGCUGCUCUCAUCCAGCCACACACGUCGGUGUCCCCAUUUGCAUAGAUAGGUAGUGAAGGCAGAUAGAGUAUAACGAAAUUCUUAAAUUAUUUCAUUGUAGCUGAUGCCCACUAUAGGAAUGCUUUAUCAGAGUGAAGCCUUUCUUUUGAAAAGAGACGGAAUUCCUUGUGAGGCUUCUCUUUGGGAUGUAUAUGGGUGUGUACAUAUUAUGAUAUGUGUUUAUAAUAUAAUAUUUUCCCAAAUGACUUCCUUUUUCACUUAGCCUCUCAAGGCCCGAAUGCUAGACCUUCUCCUUCCCUGCCUCCCUUCCAGCGCCAGGACUUCACUGAUUCCUCCUUGGAAAAGGACCCCCCUCGCCUGCUAUCUUUAGCCAUGUGAUCUGCUCUGGGAGGCAGCCUGCUUUCUCGAGCCCGAGUUUUGGCAACAGAGGAGAGGCUGUCGUGGCUCUCAAAGGUUUUUCCCUGUAAAACCCAGGAAAGGCGACCGGGGGCUCAUCUGUUGUAUUCCAGUGACUUCUCUGCUGGACCGCUCUCUCAUUCCCAUCUUACAAGCCUCACUAACACCAAGACCAGAGAAGCCACGGUCCAGGGCCAGUGUUAGAAGUAGCCAGUUUGGGAAGGGGGUCGAGCUGUCGUUAUUUCCACGUAGGCUCUGGGACAGUGACAUAGGAAACGACCCCUGCGGACUCCACGUGACCACUUCUAUUCAACCUCUUCUCCUCUGUUCGGGAUUUUCAGUGAAAAUGUUUCCUUGAUGAGAAACCUGCCUGCUGGGGAGGGCAUGUGAGCAGGUGGCCCCUCCUGAGGGCGCUCGCACAGGUGGUCUGCAUGCACCCCUUUCUCUCUGGAUCGCUCCCAUGGCCGGGAGACCCCUGCAGAGAAAGGAGCCUGAUUCCGACCCUGCACAGGUGGACCUGGAGAACUAGCGUGGUCCUUAUCGAGCCACGGUCCACGCCAUGUGGACUCACCCCAGGGAGCAGGUGCGGGCAGCCAGUGCAGGCUGACUAUGGGGCUGGCAGCGCAGGAGAAAGCAGCUCUUCCCCAGUGACUCCAGCCUGAUGUUCUUACCUCAGCUCCCUUCUGUCCCCGCCCCCAAGUUUUGUGACCUUUGCACACUUUCAGGGUCGUUCCCCACGUGUGCAAAGGAACCGGCAGGACUUCGUUAGGGACAAGAGUCCAACGAGAAAGGCAGGCCCGGGGUGGCGGUCCCCUGGCCUCACCAGGGGCUCCCACCUGGGCAGCAUCCACUUCUCGCUUCCUCAGCUGGGACACCUGGGGCCUUGCAGGGUGUGGUGAUGUCGGGACCACAGGGUGAUAAAUGACAGCCUGACACCCACUGAGGGGCCGGAUGCUCAGGAGGGGGGCCCCGUUUAUGAAGAACAGAACGUGGGUAGAACCUGAGCCCCGGCACCGGGAACCCCCUCCAGCUGGCGGGAGGCCAUGUCCUGGGGGUCCCGGCGGCACGUGGUCAGCCGGCCCCUCCUGCUGAGCCCCUCCCCUGUCUCGGCUGAGCCGCUGGUGCCGCUUCUCAGCCCAUGUGUCAGGCAGGCGUGAGAGCCCUUCUCCCCGAGGGAUGAGCCCAGGUACCGAGACGCGACCUCCAUCCUUAGUCCAAGUUGAUGUUCCAGGGAAGGGGGGGGGGACGCCAGAUCUGCUUGCAGGGGACCCUGCGCUGGCAGAGGGGGCCUUCAGGCCCCCUCCACGCCCCGCCCCCCAUUCCUCCCUGAGCUUGCGGGUUGGUCCGCGGACGUGCACGUCGCUGGAGCCGUCCUCCCUGUCAGGGUGACCUUCACCUCCCAUGUCUGCACUCGGUGGGCACACCCUCCCCCUUGGCGCCCCGCCGGACCCCGGGCCAGGCUGUGCUCACGGUCCCCGUGGCUCCCACCCCACCGACCCUUCUCCCUGCAUUAAGAAUGUUCUGGAAACAAGAGGGGGCACUCCCCACUCCCGCCUAGGGAGGCUCUGAAGCCUUGCGGCCACGCAAGUCCUCUCUGAGGACGGCCGGGUCUCAGAGCCCGCUCACGAGGCGCGGAGGAUGGGCAGGCAGAUGCCUUCGCUCUGGAGGGGCUGCUUCCCCUCCCCCCACCUCUGCUCUGUUGACGUCCGUCUCGCGCCCCCCAAGGUCAUCUCGACUUUUCUAGAACUCCCCUGGAUGGUAUUUAUGUCCUUCGAGCAAACAAAUUGAAAAGCCGUCAGGAAGCAGUUCGGAUGGAAAUGUGCUGGGGAUAGGCAUCUUUCUUUCCCAGGAAAUAUAAUUUAUUUCCAGCUGCCUCCGCAAACGUGGGUUUCACCCUCUGUGAAGUCGUGUCUUGCCGUGAUUUUCACCCUCAUCCUUCACCAAAAAGCUAAGGGCGCUCGGCAUCGAGACGUUGCAUUCUUGGCUUUUCUCCUUUGUGGACGUGUUGCUUGUGGGGCUUGGCCCCUGUGGCUUCCUCAGGAAGCCCCGUAGUCAGGGGUCAUUGGUGUGGGCUCCAGCCUGGCCAGGCCAGGUGCCCAGGGUGCCACUCACGGUGGGCAGGGGGCCUGGCUGCCCCCCUUCCCGGGAGGGUGGGGUCCGCCCUGUGCGCUCCUCCCACGGCUCCUUGGUUGGUCAAGUGUCCCCAUCAGCUGCCUUUCAGUCAGGACGUCGGACCCCUCCAGUCGAGGGCGGAGAGAGGGGAAUGAGUCAGUCAGUAGGCGCAGAUGGAACAGUGCCCCGGCUUUCAUUUCAUCACUGCCAGGCCGUCGUCCCUGGAACCCUAAAUGCUGUGACACCCCAGAGAGAGGGGACAUUGCCGCUCAGGACCAGCAUCCCCACGCUGGACGUUCAGCCACCUCAGACAGUCUUAUCCCCAAGUCAUGGAUCUGUGUCCCCCUUAGAGAGGACGUGCUGACCUGAAAUAGAGCUUCCAAAACUAUGACUAAAUUCCUCUCUAAUUGUGGCUGUUCUGCUGCUUUUUAAACACAGACUCGUGCUUUUGUCCAGUUCGGCUUUUUCACUUUGGGUCCAGGUUGAAAUUAGAGGACUUUUCAUCAGUAGGGGAUUCUGUAACACCGUAAAGUCUGGUUUUAAUCUGCAAUUAAAAAAAAAAAAAGCCCAAGUUUUAGAAGUAUUUCUGUUUCUCCAGUGUGGUAAGCACCCUCCCCAAAGCAAGGCGGCAGUGACCGUGACCUUGAAAGCCUCUCCUUGCCGCACUUCACCUAUGAGGUGGUGGUGUUUUUGCUAUCAGUUGUGACUGCAUUUGGUUUGGGGGUUCUCACCCCCUUUUUGAUAAAAACGCCCUUGUCUGAGGCCCUCAUCCCAUCCAAAGGGCCUUUGGUGCUGGGGAAGAAGGCAGGGUGGGGACAGGCGAGCCCAGCAGAGACCCGCAGUGGCUCUGAAGCCUGCAGGUGUGCAGAUGAGCCACCCCAGGUAAAGGGACAGAAGCAUGGACUUCCAGCCAUGGGGCCCCCAGCACCCAACAGGUGCUGGCCAUGGGUGAGGCAAGGCACCUGCCUGAGUGCGAGAGGGGGGCUGGGGGCUUGUCUUGUGUCGGGCCUAGACGUGGCCUCUGCAGAGAAGGACCCCCCGCGGGUCGUGAGCAGGGCAAAGGAUAAAGGCUGGCCUAUGCAAGUGCACUGAGGACUGACCCAGGUUUCAGGGUCGGUGGGCCUUCCCUGCCCUCCGUCCUGAGAUGCAGGGGAAAGAAAGGAGUCACAAGGAGAUGUGAGAGGGUCGAGGGAACUCGAAUGGAGCAAUGCCCCUCAGGACGCCCCUGUCAGGAACAGGCGCCCCCAAAGCAGGUUGCGCCCCUGUCUCCCGGCUCGGCCCCGGAUGUCUGAGCUGGUUCAAAUAUUCUUGUAAAAAGGACACUCUGCCCAGUUCCUGAGUGCUCACACUCAGCAGUGGCUUAUGGCAAUUAAAGGGGACCCCCCUUGUCUUCCCGCCCCCGGUAUGACGCCGGUACCUAGGAACCCUGAGUGACAGCUUUCUGCAGAGACCCUGGCAGGCAGCCCAGCAGGAGCCACUGUGCUCAGCUCGGCACCUGACAGUCCGCUGAGUGGCCUCGGGGAAAAGAUACAUCCCACCUGGGUUCUUUAGAGGCCGGGGGACAGAGGCUGGCCCCGGGGGGCCGGGGCCAGGCCAGGGAUUCCGCUCUUAGGGCUCAGGUGAACACACUGUGCGCCUCGCAGCCCCUGGUCCCGCCCCAGGGUCCGUGCAGUUUUCUCACCAGGACCUGUCUCGGGCUGCGCCGGUGGACGUGAGCACGGAUGGGGCCAUUCCGUGGUGGCUGGGCAGUGGGUACCCCGAGGAAUUGCAGUUAGUGCAUCUUGGUGUUGGAAAUAAGGCUUUCUCCUAAACGCAGUGCUGUUUCCCUCCUCCCACUGGGUUUUUCGGUCAAAACUACAUCUAAUUCUUGACGCUCCUGCCCCUGCCUGAGCCCCGCGUGCUGGGGACGCCGUGUGCACCUGAUCACAGGCGCCCUGCUGAGUCCCGGGAGUCGCAGGCGGGACGUGGGCCACGCCAGCCACAGGCACAGACAGACCCCGCUCUCCUGUCUCUGACUUGGGACCAGGUUCUUAUCUUGCCACCGGGCAUGUUUCUGAAAGGCGAGCCUGAGCAGGUCAAAGGUGAGGCGUGAGAGGCAUUUUUAGGAGGGACCAGGGAAGGCUGAGCCUGGGGACACUUCUGAGCACAUUUCUCUAUUUCUGUAAAUAGCCAUGUAUAGAAGAUGGAAGAGUAGCCUGGGGUUUAUCCAGAGAUGGGCUUGGUUUUUUUGGGUUGUUUGGUUUUUUGGGUUUUUGGGUUUUUUGGGUUGUUUUUAUAUUACCUCAUUCAGCAAGUUUAUGUUUCACAAUGACUCAAUGAUGCUUUAUUUAUAUUGUUUGUACUGUAAUUAAAACCAUUGACAGACAUUUCACUUUGCUUGUUAUUUCAUAUGAUCUUGUUUUGAUUAAAUAUGCCAGUUUGUAUUUUCCUGCCUUGGGAUUUUUUUUGUGUCAGCUGUACAGUAUUCUAAGGGGG